Molecule: messenger RNA, 1356 nt
Organism: Leptomonas pyrrhocoris
Lineage: Eukaryota; Euglenozoa; Kinetoplastea; Trypanosomatida; Trypanosomatidae
Exons: 1
Coding region: 37-1356 (439 amino acids)
Source: RefSeq, a predicted model, not a curated record
GAAAGAAGUGCUUAAAAAGGAACGCAUCGUCGUGUCAUGUAUCCACGCAGCGUACCCUACGAGAACAGCCCUCCGCCGCGGGACAACAUCCUGACGGUCGGCAUGCCCGGCGUCACCUCCACCCGCUCCCAGAUGGCGCGCUACACCGGCGGUGACCCGGUGACGGUGCUGUGCAACUGGUGCGAUGACCCGCACGGCCCACUGCACGAAGUAGACAAGGACAACAACCGGUACACGGGAAUGCCCCUCUGCCAUCGCGUGCGGCGAGCGCUGCGGCUGUGGAGCACCGUCGUCGUGGCGGGUAAAGGAAAGGAGGUCGACGCAGACGGUGAUGAAGAAGGAAGUGCGGGGCUCUCGGUUUGCGUGACCGUUGAAAACGAAGCUGCUGACACAGCAUCGAGCUCGGCCUGUCUCAGCCGUCGCGGUAAGCAACGGAGCUCGCCGCACCCCUCGUCUUCGGAAAUCGAGCCCAGCGCGUCGCCGCGGGUAGCGCGGGAUCCUGCCGUGGACGCAGCGGCGAAGGGACUCGUUGACGCGCCGGUGCUGUACAACGCCACCUGCCGCGUGGCGCCGCGCCUCAUUCACGGUGUGCUGCCCUCCCCGGAGGUGUCGGAGAGUCAUCACCGCAACUGGUAUUGCACCCUGAACCCGCUUCAUUGGAUACUCAUCGCAAAGGAGCUCAUUACGGGGUGGUGGUUCUGUACACGGCCUUUUCAGUUUUGCUACUCCGAGCCGGGGCGGACCAACAUGGGUGGACUUCGCGAUCAGGCGACGUACACGCGUGAGGUGCGCCGAGCUGUUCACAAAAUGGAGAGCUCCGCGGCGUCGCCGCCGCACGAACAGGACAGCCACGCACCGACAACAAAGCAGCACCUCGUGCUCUUUGGCGUCAGCCGCGGCGCCACCACCUGUUUCUACUCGGCCAUGAAAUUGAACGCCGAAGACGCCAAGCACGUUUCUCUCGUUCUCGUGGAGGCGCCCUUCGACACCUUAGAACACGUCAUCGACGCCUCCUCCUAUUUCCCGCGUCUCGUGCGGUGGUUCUUCCGCUCCUUUUGCGACUGGCGUGGCGGCCGCGACGAGGCCGCCGCCUACGACUUCGACCCGCAGGAGGUGCACCUGCGCUGCCCCGUUGCCUUUGUGCUGUCCGUGAAGGACCGGCGGGUGCCCAACGCGUGCACGCAGGCGCUGAUCGACCGGGUGCGGCGUGAGCUGGUGCCCCACAUCAUUCCAGCUGUGGAAGUGUUGACGCUGCAGCACAGCCGGCACCCGUGUAUGGCGGUGGGGCACAAGGAGGACCAAGACGCCUACGUCGCGUUUGUGGAGGCGCUGUAUGACCGCUACUGCCCUCCAUGA